Hydatigera taeniaeformis is the source of this 231-nucleotide messenger RNA. The record is from the annotation of a GenBank genome assembly. Lineage: Eukaryota; Metazoa; Platyhelminthes; Cestoda; Cyclophyllidea; Taeniidae.
UUCGACAUUGACGGCAUCGAUCCCAAGUACGCUCCCAGCACAGGCACCCCAGUGCCCGGUGGUCUGUCUCUGGAGGAGGCCAAGUACAUUUGCAAGACUCUUGGCCAAACAGGCCGGCUAAAAUCUAUGGCGAUCACAGAAGUCAACGCAUCACUCGGCUCGCCUGAAGAUGCAACCACCACAUUGCAUGCUACUCUUGAGAUCAUCAGAAGUGCUCUGCUUCUGGACUAA